Molecule: messenger RNA, 5456 nt
Organism: Pseudoliparis swirei
Lineage: Eukaryota; Metazoa; Chordata; Actinopteri; Perciformes; Liparidae
Gene: tmem184ba
Product: transmembrane protein 184ba
Exons: 10
Coding region: 2141-3421 (426 amino acids)
Biological process (GO): transport
Molecular function (GO): transporter activity
Source: RefSeq, a predicted model, not a curated record
CCGUCCCACUGUCGUGUUUAUUCUGGGUUUUUUAAAUGUUUUUUUACUGAUUAGAAUACAGAAGAAAAAAAAAGUGAGGUUCUGAGCUGGGUUAAGAGGGGAGUUUUUAUUUUAAAAUACAUUUUUGCAGGAAAGUAAAAAUUAGAGCCAACAGUAAAUAUAUGAUACACUAAUUUAUUAUAUUUUUAUAUUAAAAAGAACAUUUUAUACGUCAUUUGCUUUCUCACAAUUAUGUAAAUGUUUUCUCCCAGCUGGCACCAAUAGACCCAACUUGUACUGUAAAGUGGAAAGUUACGACAUACUAUUACUCAAUAGAGAGUACAAUUAAAAUAUGUUAUCCUGGUGGAUGUUUUUAUCUGCUAGUGCUCAAAAAGCAGUGUUUUUUUCUUCUUCGUCUUCAUCAUAAUGCUUUCUGUAUAUAGCUUUGCUCAAACUAAGAUAUACGACUAAACCUGUCUAAGCGCUGCCUUUUUAACUUUCUGUUUUCUAGUCCCAAAUGAGGUGGAACUAAUUGUCCUAGAGUUAACUUGACUUGGUGCAUGUUUAGUUUAUGGAGGCUUAAAUGUAACUCCAUUGUAUGAGAGGGAGGACCCCUCAUCACAUCUUCCAGUCAUUGUUGCUAUUUUUUCAUUCACAAUGUUAAAAAGCCUGCAAUCUCCACUUCAAACAGGCUUAUGAUCAAAUCUAGUUUUUAAUAUGUUGGCUAUAAAGUAAUACCUUCUUCUACCGCUAGAGGGCGAUGGCAACACCUGGUUCUCACACUCAGAGUAGUGAUUGGGCGCUCGUCCAGAGGUCCUCAAACCUGUGUGUGUGCGUGUGCGUGCAGGGUGCGGUUAUGGGGCAGUUUAAAGUGCAGUUUGCGCCACUGUCCUUGUACGAGAUUGAUCUCCUCUGAUGGAUGACAGCUGUGUGUAUAGGACCUUUCAACAACAAGGUGAAUGUACAGAAAUGUAUUACGAACAUAACUAAGAGACACAAGGCAAUAUAAGAAGACAAUGCAACACUUUGAAAAAGAAUCAAUCCAAAUAGAUUAAUGGGGAUUUAUAAUAGGAUAAGACAAACGAAGUACAGCGCAAGACAUGAAUAGAAAGUCCAGAGUUGAAUUUAAAAGGCAGAUAUGUGGUGCAUAAAGGCUGAAUGCUGCUUCUUGUUGUAUUGUUUUAUUUUGACUGGGGACAAAAAGUAGAAGAUCUGCCUCAGACAAUCUGAGAGUGGAUUGUCAGGAUUUUUAGAAAAGAUUAAACUUAUCCCCACUCACCGAAGAAAUGUCUGACUAACCAUCAAAGCUCAUUAAAAUAUUCCUUCUUUUUUAAAAUCACCAGAAUGUUAAGUAAUAUUAAUUGAUAUAACUGUUAAACUGAUAUGUUGUGCAAAUUCUAUCAACCUAAAAUGUGUAUUAAACGUAUCUUGUGUGAAAAAAAUACAACAAUUAUCAAAACCCCAAAUUUUCCUCAAAAGUCUAGGCAGUGAAUGUUCUUAAGAAAAUGACAAACAUAAUUUAAAAAGGACAGUCGUAAGUAAUAACUCAAUAACUAAUCUUUACACGUCACCCAGGCCGCGGGGCAGGACAGCUGGACCGAGAAUAGACCCGCGCAUGCUCAGUGUUCGGUGAACAAACCCCGCCCUGUUCCGGGUUAAUAAUGGUUAAUGUUCUGUGAUUGGUCGAACAGGCUCGUCCUUCGCGAGUGUGGGCGGAGCUUCUUUGACCGGCAGUUAAUCCAACGGGGAUUGCUUUGAAAUCUGCGGAGUGGAGAAAAGGGGGAGAGGAAUGACGGAGCCCAGCGUUAACUUCAGAAACAACGGCCGUUAGACAACGUUAAAAGCACAGAGGAGUACCACAAGGAUAAGAUAGAAAAUGUUUAACAUGAGACUCUAACUUUGGAGGUGAGUUUUGUUUUGGGGGGAGACGCGGAGGUACACGGGGGGGAGGAGGGCAGUACGUCAAGGGCUCAACAUGGAUGUCCGGGGAGCGACGGCGCGACUCUGAGGAGGAAUUCAGCCCGUGUUCAGGGUCGCGUCUGGUCGACGGAGCCGAGGAGCGUCUACGAGCUGUAGCUUCUUCACAAGGUGAGCACACAGUGUCCAGGUGAAGGAAGAAAUCAAAGUCCGUGACUCUUUGAGGCUAUAACCGUUAGCUAAGAUGUUGACGCUGUGGAGGCGAGACGUGCCGCUCUCAGAGAGGCUGGGGGAGGAGUCCGUCCUGGCGGCAGCGCCCGCCGGCCCGCCAACGGCCGCGCCGGCGGGCCCCAACAUCUCAUGGCUCCCCGAAGCCCCACUGCUGAGCCCGGACCAGCCCAUCUUCCUCAUGACGCCCGCGGCGCAGGCCGUGUCCGGCUUCUUCGUCUGGACCGCACUCAUCCUCACCUUUCACCAGAUCUACAUGCACCUCCGGUUCUACAGCGCUCCUCGGGAGCAGCGCCACAUCGUACGCAUCCUCUUCAUCGUUCCCAUCUACGCCUUCGACUCCUGGCUCAGCCUCCUCUUCUUCACCAACGACCAGUACUACGUGUACUUUGACACCGUCAGGGACUGCUACGAGGCGUUUGUGAUUUACAACUUCCUGAGUCUGUGCUACGAGUACCUGGGAGGAGAGAGCGCCAUCAUGGCGGAGAUCAGAGGGAAACCCAUCCAGUCCAGCUGUGUGUACGGGACCUGCUGCCUGCGGGGGAAGGCCUACUCCAUCGGCUUCCUGCGCUUCUGUAAGCAGGCCACGCUGCAGUUCUGCGUGGUCAAGCCGCUCAUGGCCGCCGUCACCGUCGUCCUGCAGGCCUUCGGCAAGUACAAGGACGGGGACUUCAACGUUGCCGGCGGUUACCUGUACGUGACCAUCGUCUACAACAUCUCCGUGAGCUUGUCCCUGUACGCCCUCUUCCUCUUUUACUUCUCCACCCGGGAGCUGCUCAGCCCCUACAGCCCCAUGCUCAAGUUCCUCAUGGUCAAGUCCGUCAUCUUCCUCUCCUUCUGGCAGGGCAUGCUGCUGGCCAUCCUGGAGAAGUGCGGGGCCAUCCCCCAGAUCAACUCGCCGGAGGUGUCCGUCGGCGAGGGGACGGUCGCCGCCGGCUACCAGAACUUCAUCAUCUGCAUUGAGAUGUUCUUCGCGGCGCUGGCCCUGCGCCACGCCUUCACGUACAGCGUCUACAUGGAGAAGAGUCUGGACUCCCACGGAACUGUUCCUACAUAUGGAGAGUUUGGCCGCUGCGCCCCCAUGAAGAGCAUCUCCAGCAGCCUGAAGGAGACCAUGAACCCGGGCGACAUGGUGCAGGACGCCAUCCACAACUUCUCCCCGGCCUACCAGCAGUACACCCAGCAGUCCACGCUGGAGCAGGGGGCGCCGCCGGCCGCCGCACGCACGCACGCCGCCGACGCCGGCCACGGCGACACGGAGAAGACGCUCCUGCUCAGCUCCGACGACGAGUUCUAGAGCGGAUUCUAGAGUCGGACCGGUUCCUUCUGCGGCAGACGGAGCUUCAUCCUCCCGUGCAGCCGCCCUCCUCGAUGUGUGAGUGAUUAGAGAGGUGUGUGUGUGUGGGGACAUCUGGGCCUUCCUGCAUCAACACAUUUACAGUCUUUUUUUAGUUGGUACGUUUUUUUUGUUUUUUUACUUUGGCCAGGAAAUGAAAGGGAGUUUGGAAAGUUUGGAAAGUGUGUGAGUCACGCUCCGUCUCACCGAGUCACGCUGGAAUUUUUGGAAUGAAAGUUUUUCUUCGGGCUUUGAUGGAUUUCACAUUUCAGCUCGGUCUCGUCCCAAAUAGAUUUUUUUUUCGAACAGACCUGAAUUGUUUUUUUAUUUUGAAGGCCUCGUUGUUUUCAGAUUGUUCUCGGCUGUGUUCAUCAAGCCAUGAAAAUCCCGUAAAGUUGAAUUUGUAGCAUUAAAGUUUUCAAAAAGAACUUUUAAGUUUUGUGAACUUUUUAAACGUAAUAAUUUGCAAAAAUUUAACAAAUUAUCUGCAGACAGAACCUGUUGGUUCAGUUAUUUCAAAAUAAAAGGGGGAAUGUACGUCUAGAAACAUUGUAAAAGAGCUGUGGAGGGACUCAGGUGCAUUGUGGGAUUUUAAGAGACAUCCUUCACUGCAUUGUGGGGAUUUAAAGGGAAACCAAUUCACAAACACCAGUUAGUGAAUUGUACGGAUCAAUGAUGUUAUUGAUAUUUGUGGAGCGGAUUAUAGAUUAUACGUCUGCUGCGUAACUAAGGGCCGGCAGAGCGGGUCAGGAUUACAUCACACUGUCUCUCAAUGGGAUUAACGCCUGUUGCAGACCACGAUGUCGGUUAACUGGAUUGAGGGAUAAACAAGAGAGGAAUAUAGGUUAAAAAUAACUUUAGAUGCUCAGGACUUAUACAUGUUCUCUGUUCAUAUGCAUACGCUAUUCCAAAUAUUCAAGUAAAGGUGAAAAUCAAAUUGUCUCACCUGUGAAAGGAAUUCUAACCGGUACCUUUCUGGCAUUCAGAAGGGAAGCUUUACAACGAGGACCAAUCGGAUCGCCAGCACUGUGCCCAAUGUUUGAAUAUUCAUGCCGACGGGAGAACUCUACUGUAACUUUAAUGUUUUCUUUCUUUGAUGACUAGAUUGAUCAAAUAAGUACUUGUUUUUUAGCUUUUCUUCUUCCCUGUCCAAACAACAACGUGCGACACGUCAACAUUUUGCAUUUCUUUGACUCUUCUGCUCUUCCCGGCAUUCUGCUCUUGUAACUUUUGAUUGAACUUCACCGCAGGCCGAGCUGGUUAUUUAAAGUUGAAGUCCUUGAGUCAAGAAUGAGUCACAGCUGCGUGUUUAUUUACCGCCGUGGCGUCACAUGACCAGCAGGGGGCCGGCGGUGGCCUCCUCCACUCUCUGAGGGCAGACGGGCCCUUAUCUCUCUCUCUCUCUCAGCUCACAUGCAGCAGCAGUGUGUCGCUCCUCUUCAUCCUCCUCCCGUCACAGGAGGGAAGCAGCCGGCCUCUCGCACUCUUUUUUUUUAUUGUUGUGCUUUUUCAUUUCUGCCUGACAGAAUAUAGUUUUUUAAAAUAGGACAGAAGCCACGUCUGUGUGCUAUUUUUAGACGGUGCUCAGUGUGUCUGGAUUAUCGGGCUGCUCUACAUGUCGACGUGAACACGCCGACAGAGUUCACCCAGCUACACACUGUGCUCACAACUAUGCAGGUUAUUGUCCAUUAAAUGCAUUUUUAAAGCGGAACUGACGAUAUUUUUGGGUUGAAGAGUAUGCUUCUUUUAAAUCCUGACGUGUGGACUUUGAAGGCUUCGUCCUCUGAUGCGUUGAGAUGUUUAUGAAUCUAGCUGCAGACUAAAGUUAGACGUCGAGGGUUAAGCGCUACGAUAAAGUCUAAAGUGUUAAAAUAGUCACACGUGCUCUAAAGAGGGAGAAAAGACUAGUUUUGUAAUGUUCCGUCUACGAUAAAGCUGCUCAUGUUAUUUCAUGUCAAAUGGAGAAGAUAUAAUAAAAGAUAUUUAGACUAUCUAA